AUGAAGACAGCCAAGAACCUUCACACAAACCCUACUUCCAUCAAAAACCGCUUCUCUCUUCGCUUUCUUCGAGCCAUCAACAAGCUAAACAACAACAUCAUCAGCACUCCUCCUCCUCUUAACCCGGCCGACAGACGCAAGCGAUACCAUGCCAUCAGAGCUGCAGCUUACGCGUCCAUGGCGUUGGCUGUCGGUCCAAACAAAGCCUGGAGCCGCGCGGUGCUCCGGAAGAUCAGAAACCGGACCAAAGAAAUGAUAAAACCUAGAACUAGAAGAGGUGCUGUGGGAGGAUCAAUUAACCCUAGAAAUGAGCUGGGGUUGGGGCAGGAGAACGAGCUGCGGGAGCGCGUCCCGGGCGGCGAAGCCAUGGAUUUUCGCAGGUUGUUGAAUGAAACAGGCCAUUAUAUACAGUGCCUCCGAGCCCAGGUACAGGUCAUGAGGAAGAUUCUUCAUUAUUCUUCAACAUGA
Molecule: messenger RNA, 468 nt
Organism: Sesamum indicum (sesame)
Lineage: Eukaryota; Viridiplantae; Streptophyta; Magnoliopsida; Lamiales; Pedaliaceae
Product: transcription factor IBH1
Biological process (GO): regulation of DNA-templated transcription
Source: RefSeq, a predicted model, not a curated record